CACAAUUAGAACCGAUCUAUCAAAACGAAUUACUCGACGGCGGGCGCGAAACGGAACAUGAAUGCGCUUCAGUGUUCUUACGGACGGUGCCGACUGCCGACGGGGGACGGUUCUUGGUGUCCUGAGCUGGAGGUUCUUUCACUGGAUUUUGCUGCCGCGAAAAUUCGCCGCGUGUCACUUGACUAGAAUUGCAACAUGCGGGUCCGCCGAGUUUCGAUUUUUUUGUAAUUAUAUAUAUGCAAAGCUCAGCGACCGGUAGCUCAGUGUGUAUUGUCAUUUGUGACAGUGGCUGUGCAAUUAGAUACAAUUGAGAGUAAUUUUUCGCACCUCUGCUUCCGAACCACCGGUUCGUUGUCGUCAUCGUCGUAAUCGUCGCCGUCCGCCGGUAGAAUUACUUGUACUACUUGCCUCCACCGGGAAAGGGUGGAAAACAUUUGUCUUUUGUAGUGUGAAACGGAGCACGCGCCUCCAGUGAACUAUCGGCUGAAAGUGUACGAACGUUGAAAGGAUUAAAUAUGAGGACGUUUAUGUCGCGUGGUUUCAUGGAUCUGUUGUGGGAUUAUGCCGUCUUUGUGGUGUUCAUAAUCUUCUCGACAUUGGUGCCGCUUUGGGGUCGCUUUUUCGGCAAGAAGGAACGUACCAAGGCCGACUAUGUGUUUGGAGUCGGUACCAUAUCGAUGGGUGCUAUGAUGCUCUCGAUAGCACGAGGAACACUCGGAGUGCGCUCAUUCCUGGGCUAUCCAAGUGAGCUGUUCUAUCGUGGAUCGGCGAUGUGGGAGACUCUGUACGGCAUGGUGACUGCCUAUCCCAUUGUGUGCUUUGUUUUUAUUCCGGUUUACUUCAACCUCGGCGUGACGUCCGUUUAUCAAUAUCUGGAUUUAAGGUUCAAUAGCCGUUUAGUUCGUUGUUUGGCAUCGGGAACUUACAUAAUUCGCUCUUUGCUGAACUUGGGCGUAACCGUCUACACUCCAACCGUUGCUCUGAAUACCGUGAUAGGAAUUCCUUACUGGGUUUCGUUGGUUGCCAUUUCAGUAAUUAGUAUAGUGUUUAAUCUACUUGGAGGACUUAAAGCCGCCAUCACCGCUGAUGUUAUCCAGGGAGUGACCAUGAUUCUGAUAUCCGUUGGAAUCAUUAUUCAGUCCAUGGUAACAGUGGGAGGAUUUGACAAAAUUUUCACAAUCCCAGCAGAUAAUGGUCGAAUGAACUUUUUCAACUUUACCGGCGAUUUCACAGUUCGUGUAGACACAACAUCGGCUUGGUUGGGACAACUGUUCAUGUCGCUAAGCAUUUUCGGAUGUCAACAGAACUUUGUACAACGCUAUCUGAGUAUGAGCUCAUUUAAGGAUGUUCGCCGAACACUGCUGAGUAACAUUCCGGUAGUAAUCGCACUGUUCUCGCUAGCCUGGAUCGUUGGCAUGGGCGUAUUUUCGGUCUACGCCGACUGUGAUCCAAUGGCAGCAGGAUAUACCAACAAGAUGGACGAAAUACUGGCCUUCUUUGUCGAAGAUAAGUUUUCGUACUUUCCCGGGGUCAUGGGAAUCUUUAUGGCAUCGCUUUUUAAUGGAGCACUCAGCUUGAACGUAUCGAAUUUAAACUCAUUGGCCACCGUGACUUGGGAGGACUUCCUAUCACAACUUCCACGGUUCAAGGGAAUUAAUGACAAACAACAGUUGAAUAUAAUCAAAUUCAUUGGCUCAGUUUAUGGAAUUAUGGUUAUGGGCGUUGGUUUCACUGUCGGGCUACUUUCUGGUGUAAUCGAGAGCAGUAUGUUGAUGACUUCAGCCACAUCUGGACCGCUGCUGGGUGUGUUUCUACUGGCCAUGUUGGUCCCAGUGGCUAAUUGGAAAGGAGCUGCAUGCGGAAUGGUUGUCUCGCACUGUGUUACCUUAUGGAUCACUUUUGGAAGUUUGACUGUCGAUAAGCAAACGGUGCUACUGCCCACUUCUAUCGAGGGCUGCACAAACGAAACCUUCUCAUCAGGGAUUCUGAAGCCUUCCAAAUCAUGGCUGCUGGCCAAUACCCCACUGGAAGUUGAAUCAGAUUUCUCCUAUCUGGAUUCUGCGGGAGAUGCUGCUGUGUCUAACUCAGUGCGAUUUCCAGAAAAUUUGUACUCUGUAUCUUACAUGUAUUACAGUUUGAUUGGGACUUUCAUAACAGUUCUCAUCGGAACUGUUGUCAGCUACAUCACCAGUCACCGAGACGAUGCAUACGAUCAUAAACUGCUCCAUCCAGCGAUUUAUCGUCUGAGUCGUCUGUUUCCCGGUAAAGAGCGACGUUACGUAAACAAUUCCGACAUCCGGCCGAAGGUUCGCGUUCAGGCUAAAUUGCCGGUAGACAAGCUGGAACAGGACAAUCCGGCCUUCGAUUGCCGUGGUGAGGGUGAAACUAGACCCGGAGUAUUUAUUGUUAAUAUCACUCACAGUGACAAGGUGGCCGAAAUCCACAGAGCUCCGACUGAAACGUAUCGGAAAUUGGAUGAUAAUCUGAUUGAGGUGAGGUCGUGAGGAUCGUGGAGCAAACGUUGGUGCUAUUAUCCACUAUCGCCGCGGAUCAUUAUUUAAUUUGCUCGUUUUAAAUCCUGUAGAACACAAAAGACUGUGAUAAAAUGUAAGCAAGUUUAUGCGAGAGUAGAUAUUCGUAACAGAACCGGAACCGGUUUGUAGCCGGGUUAGGGUUUUUAUUAAAUCUAAGUUAGUAUCAGAAAGUCUGUUUCCGCUUAGUGAACGUCUCUACUUUUACGUGUAGGAAAUAGCUAAAUUUAUUUAAUAAUAAACUAUUGAUGAACUAUGAAUUACGUU
Molecule: messenger RNA, 2798 nt
Organism: Malaya genurostris
Lineage: Eukaryota; Metazoa; Arthropoda; Insecta; Diptera; Culicidae
Product: sodium-coupled monocarboxylate transporter 1
Exons: 5
Coding region: 516-2504 (662 amino acids)
Biological process (GO): transmembrane transport; sodium ion transport
Cellular component (GO): membrane
Molecular function (GO): symporter activity
Source: RefSeq, a predicted model, not a curated record